AUGUCGAUCCGACAGGGACCUCCAAAGCACCAGAACAAGGUCGCGUGGAAGCCCCACGCUGGGAACACGAAGAACGAAACGGUGAGGGCAGCUUCCUUCAACCCCAUCCCAUCGUGGUGGUUUCAUCGCUUCUUGGUAUCUUCGCAUGAGAGAUAGUGAGAAUACCGAGAAAAUCGAUGUGCAGGAAGUCGGGGGCAAGUUCCGGCCGUACUCGGACAUCACAGGCGUGUGCGGCCGCUGCAAGGAUCAGAUAGACUGGAAGCGCAAGUUCGUCUCGUCCUCCCAGUAUAGGGUUUCAGGGGUUUUUUGGUUUUAACCAUUUUAUUCUCUGAUUUGGCUUCGUUUCUUGCAGAUACGGGAAGUAUAAGCCUCUGAUCGAGCCGGCCAAGUGGUACUGGUUCUUCUCACAUUGUUCUAUUCUCUCUCCUUGUAGUCUUCUUCAACAUUCGAGUAAUCCCGAUAUGCUGUGUUCCUGGAUUUGUCUUCUCUCAGUCAGAAGUGCUCGAAGCGUGCUGUCCGGCAGGCCUACCACAACCUCUGCACCAGUUGGUCUCUCUGUCCUUUGCCUCCUCCCUCCUCUCGAAGUUUUCUUAUGGAAAAUGAAAUGGGCAUCCUGUUUCGUUGACUAAAUCGAUGAAUUAUCAACCUUCCAACUGCAAAGGUUGCGCCAAAGAACAUGGGGUGUGCGCCAAGUGUUGCUGUAGAACGGAUCGUAUUAUUGGAAGGUUUCAUCUGCCCUAUCUUAUUUCCAUAAACAUAUGACUGUUCUAGUUUUCCUUGGCCAAAGAUUGAUCACUGAUUGUUCUAAACUUUGAUCUAUCAUGACUGACUUACAGAGAUAUCUCGGAAGUAGAGGCAGAACGGAAACAAGUCGAAGAGGUAGAAUUUGCGUCAGAACACGAAAAACUUAGUCAAUCCUGCUCUGUGUUGAUGAGUUUUUUAAAUGUCGCUGGUUCUUGUGUACAGGCUCUUAAGCAUGCUCGUGAAAGGGAUAGGAGGACCCUUCUACGCGCAGUAAGAUUUUUUCCGUUCUCGCUUGAACUUUUAGUUUUCUACGGUGGGCAUGAUCAUGUAGGAUUUCUAUGCACCUUGGAAUGAUUCAGAACUACUAUGAUUGUCCAUUUUAUUUGCUAUUUUCUCAUUUUGAGAGAUUAUAUGGAGUGCAGUUAUCUGCGGUCGACUUAAAUCUUCUUUGUUGGGUAACAGUUGACUUCAGAUGGCUUUUGAAUUUUUUAUGAAACUAUGGCCAGAAGGAGGUAUUUUAUUUCAACCGGUGUCCUAUUUUUAGGAGAAUUAGGAAACGUUAUGCUUCUGUCUUUUGAAGGGCAUAACGGAGAGCUAUAUUGUUUAUUCCUUGGUUAAAAAAUAGAUAAUAGGGGAUGUUUUUUUCUCGCCAAACCUUCUUUUUUACUAGUUGGAUAGAUGAAAAAAAUGCAUAUGGGUUCAGAUGGGCUCAAAGGCCCUUGAGCACAACUAAAAAUAACACUCAAUGACACAAGCUGUACGUAGGCAAUGUGUAUGUAUAUAUACAUAUAUUGGAUUAUAUUUUCUGAGAUUGAUGAAUAGAAGAGUAUUGUUGACAUCCUAUAGAAAUUUCAGUACUUCUUGUUGGGCUAAAUUAAGCAUCAUUUCUUAACAGAUGAGUAAAGGCAGUGCUAGUAGCAAGAACAGUGAAAACCCAAAGAUCGCUGACAGGAGCAGGGAGGGAGAUCUGUUCCCAGCUAAAUCCAUCGAUGAGUAUGCGGCGCAAGCGAUUGACCUUGAUGAUGACAACGAUGGCUUGAUAUGCAGCUGA
Spirodela intermedia is the source of this 1795-nucleotide messenger RNA. NCBI's taxonomy places the organism in Eukaryota, Viridiplantae, Streptophyta, Magnoliopsida, Alismatales, Araceae. The record is from the annotation of a GenBank genome assembly.